AAGAGAAAAACACACACAUGAAGACGCUCAGACCUGAACAUGUAUGGUCCUCCAGUAGAUCUGUCUUUUAAAGACCUCAACAAUGUCACAGGUGCAAUGUCGGAGGUCUCCCGCAUCGCUCUGCGCCCCUUAAGGACCAACUCGAAGAAUAAGUACCUUAGCCAAGCCUUGCGUCUCAGCAACAACAACAUCACACACCUUAUCGGCCUGGAAUUCAUGCUGAGCCACUUUCUGGCUGAGCCAUCAAUGCUCGGCUGGCUGGACCUGUCCUUCAACAAAUUAACGAGCAUUGAAUGUGUUCUAUGUGAGCUAAAAGAGCUGCGCGUUUUGUACCUUCAUGGCAACGACAUCUGGAACCUGAAUGACGUAAACAAGCUGGGAGGGCUGAGCCAUCUCCACACCAUCACGCUGCAUGGAAACGCCAUAGAAAACCUCAAGGGCUACAGGAGUCACGUCAUUUUGGCCUUGCCUCACCUGAAGAGGAUGGACUUCAGUGCUGUGACUCGACAGGAGAAGGCCUUGGCGAAUAUCUGGUGUAAAACCUUCAAGUCGGCCAAAAAAGAAGAGAAAUACGUGUCAACAGAUAACAAAGUAAUUCAAUAAAGUAGUUACGAAUCUUU
Messenger RNA from Fundulus heteroclitus (mummichog), 620 nucleotides. Its product is annotated as leucine rich repeat containing 51. Lineage: Eukaryota; Metazoa; Chordata; Actinopteri; Cyprinodontiformes; Fundulidae. Bases 40 to 603 code for a protein of 187 amino acids. The transcript has 4 exons. Gene Ontology annotation, molecular function: protein binding. The record is from RefSeq and is a predicted model, not a curated record.